UGUAUGCCUUUGUUUUCAGGCUUCUGGAAAAGAUGGAUUACCAUCUGGCUCAACAUCAUCGAGUUGCUCUUCAAGGGAUGCUACUUCUAAUACCAAAGGUGAAGGAGAUGGUAAUUCUAGUAUCAAAGGGGAGGCUAACCAAGAGUCUGUUGGAGACCUCAGUAUUUACAAUCCACCAACUAGUAGUUACAAUUAUUACUAACCAGGGAAUGCAAUCAGACAAUGGAUCACUAGUCUGUUAUUUACCUCGCUAUAAUCCAUAUGCUUCUGGGACAGUAGUUGGGGUAGAUGGGCAAAGUGUCAGUCAACAAGCAAAUUUUUCUUCACCUGGAUACCUUCCACAUCCUUUUUUCCUAUGGAUCAGAUGCCAUGCCUUGUUAUUCAUGGGAUUCAGCAUAUGUUAGUGAUGUCUCAAAUGGCAAUACUGGUUCUCAAAAUGGAAAAUAUGGAUCAAGUUCUACUUUUGCUAAGUCCAAUGGUUUUAACUCUAUGAAGUCUAAUGGCAAUAUUGGUGGUAAAUCCUCUAAGUCUACAAAUACAC
Molecule: messenger RNA, 541 nt
Organism: Hevea brasiliensis (rubber tree)
Lineage: Eukaryota; Viridiplantae; Streptophyta; Magnoliopsida; Malpighiales; Euphorbiaceae
Exons: 2
Coding region: 33-404 (123 amino acids)
Source: RefSeq, a predicted model, not a curated record